Syzygium oleosum is the source of this 935-nucleotide messenger RNA. RefSeq lists its product as uncharacterized. The record is from RefSeq and is a predicted model, not a curated record. Lineage: Eukaryota; Viridiplantae; Streptophyta; Magnoliopsida; Myrtales; Myrtaceae. Bases 90 to 503 code for a protein of 137 amino acids. The transcript is spliced from 2 exons.
GGUGUCCUAACAUUCUUUGCCAAGCCCAAACCUUAAAAUCUUAUAAGAACUUCAUCUCUAUAGAGAGCUUUUUCACAAGCUCAUCUUGAAUGCCAAUGGCCCCUCCAGCAAAUCUCGCUGACAUAGGACGGGAAGGCUUUGAUCUCCUCGAGAAGACCUAUGGCCACAAAAGAAGGCCUGCCAUUGCUCCUCCACCCCCGCUGCCGCAGCGGAAGGCCCAACCCUGCGUUUACCGUCGGACCGAAGUGCCUCUGAUCACCGAGAGGCUUCCUGAAUAUGUUGUUUCCCAUCAGUCGCACCAGCAUCAACAGCCAGGCUAUCUGUCUUUCCACAGGAGUGAAGUCCCCCUUCAUCACCAUUAUUACAGUAAUCAUCACCGCAAUCCUUACCCGCCUGCGGAGGAUGAUGCCUAUGGCGAUGCCAUGGACAGCAACAAAGCAGCCGUCUUGUAUAGGGGGAUGAAGAUCAUUGAGUAUCAUCGGACGGAAAAACUUCCAUUUUGAAUGGCGUCAGAUGGAAUUAUCCAGAACAAAUGUGGUGCGACCAUACUCAAGAGAGAGUUACCAAAUAAAUGUCCAUGGCAUAUCCUUAAUGAUGGAGCGAGAAUGACCCGUGCCAGGCGACGCCAUUCCGGAAGAUGGAGAUUCGCAGCUCCAUGAUGUCCUCCGUCUUCUUGAUGAGCUCGAAUGCACAGACGUCUCCGACUCACGGGGAAUUUCUCUUUUGCGAAAUCUCCCCCAACUAGAGGUACUUGCCGCUGUCUCGGCCGAACAAUGGCUUCACUGUCAACCAUUCGAUCUUUGGAGUGCUCCUUCACAAAGCUAUAUGGUAUGUACUGCAUAGCCAAACCCCAUUCAUGAGCUUUAAGUAUUCUCACCUGCACAGGUUGAUUAUCUAAUUCAGUGUAAACUCAUUCAUUAGCAAGCUGACAUUUU